AGUAACAGAUACCUAGUGCAUGUUACGGAGACGAAGAACUGUCAUAAUUACUAUAGGAAUUCUGUUUUCUAUCGCCGUUUGCUUGUCGACAUAUUUGUACAGGCAAGACAGGGAGGACAGAAAAGCCAAGAGGUCAGUGAAGAUAAAAAAACAUACAGUAAGAGACCACAUUGAUAGCUCGAUCCACGACUCCUUUUACGUUCAUCAGUUUGAUCGAAAAUCUCCGGAGCAGACAAAAAUAGCAAGCGAUCACAAUCCUGAAAAUAAUGCCGUAAACACCUUUUAUUACCAAAAACUGAAGAGUGCUCCUUGUGUUCCAUUUCAAACAUGGAGGGGGAUGAUAAAAAUAUGUACCCACGACCCAAAGCAAGACACUAUGAUAUCGGCAUUUGUUCAUGAGUUUGCUACCUGGGAACAGGAUUUUCUCAAUGCUACCGGGGAUAUUUUGACAAAGAACCAACAAAUAACGUUCGUAGAUCUGGGAUGUAACAUUGGAGUGUAUACACUGUUUGCAGCUAAACUCGGAAUACCGGUCGUAUCGGUGGAUAUUUUUGAUAAAAAUCUUGCUCUUUUGUCCAAAUCUUUAGAAAUUAAUUCACUGAAAGAAAAUGUCACGUUGGUACAUAACGCCAUUUCGGAUGAACGUCAAAAUGUUACGAUUGAGGUCGUAGAAAAUAAUAUCGGGGGAUCAUAUGUGAAACCCUUAAAAACUGACAGAAUGUCACGGCAAAUCAUCAUCGGGUCAAUUUUUUUGGAUGAUUUAAUUCCACUGAUUAAAACCAAAGACGUUUUUGUAAAAAUGGACAUAGAGGGAACAGAACUUAAAGCUUUAAAAGCGGCAAAGAAUUUCUUCCAAACAGUGAAUGUUAAAGGUAUAUUAAUGGAAUGGGUUUUGCAUAAGAAUAAUCCAAGUGGAAAGGAAAUUAUAAAGAUCAUGGUUGACAACGGGCUGAUGCCUUAUUGGGAUCACCAACAGUUAGUUCCCUUGAAAAUCGGCGGGUAUACCUAUUGGCCGGAAAAUGUGUUCUGGAUAAAACGAUAA
Molecule: messenger RNA, 1042 nt
Organism: Saccostrea cuccullata (small rock oyster)
Lineage: Eukaryota; Metazoa; Mollusca; Bivalvia; Ostreida; Ostreidae
Exons: 1
Coding region: 20-1042 (340 amino acids)
Source: RefSeq, a predicted model, not a curated record